GAUAAUUUUAAUGCCAGCCUACAAAAAUAAUUUGGAGGUGUUAAUAAAGUAAGAUUCAAAAUAAGGUAUUGGUCUAAUUGAUCAUGAAUAAACUGAGACAUUUAAUUAAUGGAAAUUUCGAGGUGGUUUGAUAAGUAUUUAUGAAGAAAGUAUAAUAUCUUCAUAUGGCAGAUUCAGUUUAUUAUGAGAGUAAUAAUCCUUAGGCUAACAAAAAGUAUUUAUUGAAGGUGACCAAAUAAAGUAAGUAAUAUUUUAAAGAAUUCUUAUAGUAAAUCAAUAUGAAAUUAUGUUACAUGUAAUUCAACCAACAUUUAUAGUAGUAAAGGAUAUUAAAUCUGCAAAUGGAUCAUAAUAUCCAAUAAUAGCUAAUUCAAUAAUUCGUUUAGGAAGAGUGUAAAUAUAUAAAAAUAUAUGUUAUUAUAUUAGUGAGUAUAGAGUGAUUGAGGAGAGAAAUAAAGAGAUGUAAAUAACAUAUGCAGAGACAAGGAAUUAAGAUUAAUUAUAAUAAAACGAUACUAAUAAAGUCUAUUAAUGCAGAUUCUGUUUUAUGGAAGGGAUAUAAAGCAAGGAUUAGUUGUUUCUAACAAAUAUUUGCAGAUGUGUAGGAAAUAGUUAGGCAGUACAUUUAGAUUGUAUGAGAUAUUGGGUUGAUAGUAAUAUUACUCGUGAAGAGACAUAAUUUGGAUUAUCCUUAAAAUGGUAAUCAAUAUAAUUAAGUAUGAAUUAGGAACAAAUCACAUGAAUGUUCAAUUUGUAAAGAAAGUUUACCAGUAAGAGUUCAGUAUGAGAAUGAGUAUUUCGAUUUAUUCACUCUAGAGAGACCUGAAUUACAAUAUAUCUUAAUAGAAGUAAUACAGUACAAUGUUAUGUGUUUAGAAUGUUAAUAAGGAAAAGAAUGUUUAUGGCGAGAUAUAUUUGAUACAUGCUCUUUUAUAAGAUAAUAUAAAACUAGUAAUUUAAUGAUCAGCUAUCAAAAAAGGGCAGAGGAUUGUAAUGUGACAUCAAAGCUCAAGAUAUUACAGUGUCUAGACAUCAUGCUACCAUCAAACUAUCCAAAGAUAAUUAUUUUGUAAUCGAAGACAAUAGAAGUAAAUUUGGAACCUUAGUUUCUAUUAAUCAAAUUUGUUAAAUUGAUUGCGUUGCUUGUAGUCUACAAAUUGGCAAACUACUCAUUAAUCUCAUCUAAUCAGAUUAUAUUCUUAAAGGUAUAUUAUAUAUAUUUUAUCAUCCUAAGGUGCACCAUCAACUCAACAUAAAUUAACAUAACUGCCUUAAAUUAGUAAACAACUAGAAGAAGAUGAACCAUAAAUGGAUGAUGACUCAUUUCAAUUAGAAAAUAAAUGA
Messenger RNA from Paramecium sonneborni, 1344 nucleotides. The record is from the annotation of a GenBank genome assembly. Lineage: Eukaryota; Ciliophora; Oligohymenophorea; Peniculida; Parameciidae.